AUGGAUAAUUCAUUCUUGAUAUCGAUUGCUUUACUUAUAAGCGGAAUUCUAAUUUUGAUAUAAUUAAUAGUUUUCAACUCAGACAUGAAUAGAUUACAAUUAACAAUAACUAUAGGAUAGAUAAUUGCAAGUAUUGUGUUCUUAAUUAAGCCAUAUUUAAGAAGAAAAAUAGUUUAUUUUAUUUCAUUUAUCAACGUCCAACAAAUUUUAUAGUAAACUAAUUUUGCAUUCUUAUUUCUGGUAUUGACUUAAAUUUUAAGUUGUGAAUUAGAAAUAGAAAUUAGGCUAAAUGAAGCUUUUAGAAUUUUACUAAUAAUCUCUCAAGUCUUCAGAGUAAUAUUUUUUUGGGAAAAUAAUAUAUUUGAAGCUGCUUAAACUAUUUUAUCAAUUAUUAUUUCUUGUAUUUUGUGGAUGAAAUCAUAUAUAGAAUCUAAAAAGGAGAAAUCAAGAAAUAUCCAAAAAUCUGAUACUCAUAAUAAUAAUUUAUAGUAUAAUUCUUCAGCACACUUAAUAGUAUCAUUAAAAUAAUUAGAUAGUGAAUUAUCUAUCCUAGAUAAUCUACCUAUCGGAAUAAUGUUACUUGAUCCCUUAUAAAGUAUUAAGUAUACUAAUGAAUUUGCAAAAUAAUAUUUUAAAAACUUUGGCUGUGAAAAAAAAGAAGAAAUUAGCAUAUAGUUAAAAAAUUAAUUAAUUAAGUAAUAUAUUAAAUUCAAGUAGGAUGUUACUGGAUCAUAUUGAAGCACCAGAAGAUUUAAACAAUCUUAAUGAUAAUUAAAAAUCAAACAGAACUUUUUUGUCAAGCUUAAAAAUAGAUGAUCCUAUUUAAGCAAUUCUAAAUUAAAAGGAUGAAUAAUUUAACCUUGUAUACAAAUACAAAGAAUUAAGCAAAAAUGGCAUUUCUAAAUAAAAAGUAGUAAAAAUUAGUUUGUAACAAUAAUUUCUUAAAUCUGAGCAAGUUACAAUAGUGCUAAUUUAAAAUGUAUCAAGCAAAGAGAAAAAGAAAGAAUUAGCUUAAUUUAUUAAAUUUUAAAAUAGUAUCUUAAAUUCGUUUUCGCAUGAAUUAAGAACACCUUUAAAUAGUUCUUUAUAGCUCUUAGAAGGAUUAUCAACAAAAUUAAAUGAUUAAAUGAAUCAAGAAUAUGUUUAGCCUGCUUUAAAUUCUAAUAAGUUAUUACUAUUUCAAAUUAAUGAUAUACUUGACUAUGCAGCUAUGCAAUCCAAUUAAUUUGUGCAUCAUUAUUCUAAAUUUAAUAUUAGUGAAAUUGCAGAUUACAUAAAGUAAUUAUACACAUAAGCUUGCAAAAGCAAAAGGAUACUUUUAACAUUUAAAGUUAAUUUAAUAAAUUAAAUUGUGACAAAUGAUAAACAAAGAAUUAUUUAAGUUCUAAUAAAUUUAUUGAAUAAUUCAAUAAAGUUCUCUCCAUCUAAUACUCACAUUCGAGUUUAAUUUAAGAACAAGUUUAAAUAAUUUCAUUAAUACAUUAAAAUAAAAGUCAAAGAUUAAGGUUUUGGGAUUUCAGAAUAAAAAUUAAGUUUUAUUUUUCGAGAAUUGCAUUCAGUAUAAUCUGAUGAAAGUGGAUAUUGGAUGACUCAACAUCAAUUGUCUUCGGGAAUUGGAUUGAAAAUUUCCAAUCGUUUAAUUCAAGGGUUAGUAUAAACAGAAUUAAAAAAAAAUUAAUUUUCAAUUAAAUCAGCUCUCUAAUAAUAUACAUACAUAUCAUUUUAUAUUUCGGAUAUUCAUUUAAUAAAAGAUGAUAAUGAAUCAAUAUCAUAUGCUAAAAGUGAUGAUGUUUUCUGUAUAUCAAUGAAUAAAAGUCUAGAUUUUAAACUUAUUAAUAACUUAAAUUAAAAGUCUUGUACAUGUUCAUCUAUAUUACUUGUUGAUGAUGUUCCAUUUAAUAUUCAAGCUUUAAAAACUAUUUUAUUGUAAUAUCAAAUUACAAGCGAUUCUGCCUACAAUGGAAUCGAAGCUGUAGAUUUAGUUAUCAAUAAGUAUUAAUAAAAAAAAUGCCAUCCUUUUUAUUAAUUGAUAUUAAUGGACAUAGAAAUGCCAUAACUAAAUGGUCUACAGGCAACUUAAAAGGUAUGAAUAAUAUAUAGAAUAUUAGAUAAUAUCCUUUUUUAAUUCAAUUAAUGUAAAACCUCCAGUAAUUGUUGCUAAUUCUGCUUAUGAUUCGAAUCAAGAAGAAAUGUCUAUAUUUGCUGAUACGUUACCUAAACCUAUAGAUUAGUCAAGACUUAAAUCUAUUUUACAAAAAUAUUUAACUAAUUUUUCUUGA
Paramecium sonneborni is the source of this 2279-nucleotide messenger RNA. Lineage: Eukaryota; Ciliophora; Oligohymenophorea; Peniculida; Parameciidae. The record is from the annotation of a GenBank genome assembly.